Molecule: messenger RNA, 252 nt
Organism: Kwoniella botswanensis
Lineage: Eukaryota; Fungi; Basidiomycota; Tremellomycetes; Tremellales; Cryptococcaceae
Exons: 4
Coding region: 1-252 (83 amino acids)
Cellular component (GO): mitochondrion
Source: RefSeq, a predicted model, not a curated record
AUGACCUCAUCAACGACCGCUUCGCAAUCAGAAUUGGAAUCUGCUCGAGUACCAUUAGGAUGGAGGGAUCAGUGUUCAGCCCUCUUGAUUCCAUUAAAUGUAUGUCGACACAAGACGCUCUACAUGCCUUGGAAAUGUGAAGAUGAGAGACACGGAUACGAGAAAUGUCAAUACGACGACUACAUGCGACGUAUGAAGCAGCUCACUCGACAGAAGAAAGCAGCCGCCGAAGCUGCUGCAGCUGAAGAAUAA